Molecule: messenger RNA, 993 nt
Organism: Aureobasidium musti
Lineage: Eukaryota; Fungi; Ascomycota; Dothideomycetes; Dothideales; Saccotheciaceae
Source: the annotation of a GenBank genome assembly
AUGAGCACCAAGUCGCGCUCAGGUUACACUGCAGCCCAGAUCCACCAAUACUACGACCGCAUCCGUCUUCCUGAAAAGUACCGCCAUGAACCCGGCCAUGCCAGCACAAAGAUCGCCUCUCAAACUUCGACUGGCCUCGAGUUUCUGAGUGCCCUCCAACGCUACAAUCUCGCCAGCAUCCCGUUCGAGAAUCUAGAUCUACACUAUAGCUCCCAUCAUAGUAUAAGCAUCGAUGCUCAAGAAAUAUUCGACAAGAUCGUUGGGGGAGGGAUAAAGAAGGGACGAGGUGGAUACUGCAUGGUCAACAAUGCUCUAUUCGCCAAUGUCCUCCGCGGUCUCGGGCUCCACGUUACCAGCCACGGUGCCCGUAUUAGCAGCUCCGUGAGCGCAGCAAAGGGCAUCCCUCUCGACCAAGUCAGCUUUUCAGGCUUCAGCCAUAUGAUCAAUCUCGUCUCUUUCCCCGACAAUCCAGCCCUGAAAUACCACGUCGAUGUUGGGUUCGGCUCUGGAGGACCUACAUUUCCUGUCCCUCUCCAACACGACGAAGAAGGAAAACUAAACAUAGCACCAAACCAAUGGACCAGACUGAUCCACUCAGCCAUCCCUGGCACAGCCUCUGAUCAAAAAUUCUGGAUCUAUGAAAAGCGCAAUGGCGAUCAGAAUUGGUCUCCUUGCUAUUGUUUCCCAGAGACCGAGUUUCUCGAGUCGGAUUUCAAAGUCAUGAAUUACUGGACUAGCACUUGUAAGGAUUCAUGGUUUACUCAAAUGCCUGUUUGUCUCAAGAUGCUUUUGGAUGAGAGUGGUGACAAGAUUGUGGGCCAUAUGCAUGUUCUCAAGACCGACUUCAAGAAACGUGUUGGUGAAGAGGCGUUGAUCAGUAGAGAGUUGAAGUCGGAGGACGAGAGAAUAAAAGUUAUCGAAGAAGAGUUUGGCAUCCCACUGGAUGAAGAGGAGAGAAAGGGUAUACACGGCAUGGUCUCUGAAAUAGCAUAG